Messenger RNA from Manis javanica (Malayan pangolin), 3159 nucleotides. Lineage: Eukaryota; Metazoa; Chordata; Mammalia; Pholidota; Manidae. The record is from RefSeq and is a predicted model, not a curated record.
CGUGACUGGAGGCUGCGGCGCCCAAUAGGCGCGGGCCGGUGGGCGUCGGGCUGUGCCGGGCUGUGCGCUGCCGCGCGGCGCGACUGGAGUAGAGGCGCGACCGGUGGCGACAUGUUCCAGGUUCCAGAGCGGGAGGGCGGCCGUGGCGCUUCUAGGGCCAUGAAGCCCCCGGGAGGAGAAUCGAGCAGUCUUUUUGGAAGUCCGGAAGAAGCUGCUCCAUCAAGCAGGCCCAAUAGGAUGGCAUCUAAUAUUUUUGGACCAACUGAAGAACCUCAGAACAUACCUAAGAGGACCAACCCCCCAGGGGGCAAAGGAAGUGGCAUCUUUGAUGAAAUGUCGCCUGUGCAGACUCGACAGCGUUUGAACCCACCUGGUGGGAAGACCAGUGACAUUUUUGGGUCCCCAGUGGCUGCCACCUCACCGUUGGCACACCCCAACAAACCCAAGGACCACAUGCUUUUGUGUGAAGGAGACCCAAAGUCAGGCCGCAAAGCCGUGAGCACCUCGCCCAGAGAAGAGCCAGGUGAGAGAGGCAGCCCCAGGAGAGCCGACCACGCCCAGGAGCCCGUGCCCGCGCCUGACAGCCACGAGCCCCGCUUGGGCCCGCGGCCCCGAUCUCACAACAAAGUCCUCAACCCGCCCGGAGGCAAGUCCAGCAUCUCCUUCUACGACCACAUGCUUUUGUGUGAAGGAGACCCAAAGUCAGGCCGCAAAGCCGUGAGCACCUCGCCCAGAGAAGAGCCAGGUGAGAGAGGCAGCCCCAGGAGAGCCGACCACGCCCAGGAGCCCGUGCCCGCGCCUGACAGCCACGAGCCCCGCUUGGGCCCGCGGCCCCGAUCUCACAACAAAGUCCUCAACCCGCCCGGAGGCAAGUCCAGCAUCUCCUUCUACUAAGAGAAGCUGCUGCUGCCCCUGUAGCCACACAAGGAACUGGAGAGAGGAUUUCGCGUAUUGUAGUUUCUUUUAGCCCAAAGGAGUGGGGGUGGGGAGGGGGGUGUCGCUUGUCUGAGGCCGCUGCUCAGGCUCCUUUGCACCGUGCGAGCUGAGGAGGACCUUGCCUUCCAGGCUGCCGGGAGACUGGUCUUGGUGGGACGAACCGCGGCCCCCUGGUACACUCGUGCGCGGUUCCUGAGGGGCGGGGCCCUCCACAUCCUUCUGUGCAUGAGCUGCCAGCUGAUCGGGUAUCUAACACUCACUAACUGCCGAGUUUAAAGCCUUAAAACCAAAAACAACCUGUCCGUGGCUCUGGGACGGAGGAGCAGGGCUUUAAGCCGAAACACUACUGCCGGGGGUCUGCAGACAGUCCCCCAGCCGUUCCCCUCGGGGGUACAGUGUCUGCCUUAAGGAUUCGGCUGCUGACCCCACCACCUUCUUUUACCUCCACCCCAGAGAAUCGCCCCACACCCCUUUCUUGAAAUCUCUAGAUUGCUUUUCUUGGCAGUGGUCAACAAAAACCAGAAAGUUGUUCUAGGUCUUAAGCUUUACAAUAAUACAGCUUUUGUAUUCUGAUCUCUGAGGUGCCCCAUGUCUGCCAUCAAACCUUGGCCAGAUCUUCCAUAGUCACUGCCUUCCAUUCCCAGGGGUGCUGGUCUCUGCCCAGGUGGGUUUGCUUGUGAAUUGUUCCCCUUGUUUCUCAGCCUUAAGCCUCAGCCCCUGCUUUCAACAAUGAUGUGGGCAGUUCCCUUCACAAGCUACAGUUCUUCCUAUUGCAAGGCCCACUGACUCCUGCAAGACUUGAAAACUCCCAUCAGAUAUGUGCAGGCAGGGGGUUGUGUAAACCUUUCUGUGUCUGUCUGUUCCCACUGCAGUGGGAGAAAGAGAUGCCCUGGGACCUUAGGUUCCCUGGUCUGAACUCUUUCUGUCUGCUCUUCUAGAAUACCAGGCUUAAGUGAGUGACUGUUGACUUUGGUCUGUUUCUGACACCUUUCUAGAAAAAAGCCAGUUGCUCAGUUACACCAAAGAGGAAGAUUUGCUUAGGCCACGCAUGAUAAAGCUUUGCAGAACCUCUGGGCCAUAGUCACAGUUCCCAGGAGGUUAAGGAGUUUGCCAGCCAAGUCUCAACUGGCCAAUUCCAUAUCUGCCUGCACAGAUGACAGGCUGGCAAGAGUUGUGGUGCUUUCAUCUGUCAGGCAGCAGGUUGUGCCACUCAGCCUCUUGUGGGCUACAGUCUCAGUUCCUAUACUUCACUCCUGCUAAAAAAAACAGCAGUUCAUGAGGGAGGGUCUAGGUGGUGGCAAAUGUUAGCAGAAGUGCCUACAAAGUUAAUGCCAGGUGCUACAUGUCAGCAUUAAAAUGCAGAAUAAACUCACAGCAUCCUGGACACCAUAGUGCCUAUAGGAGCUGCCUGCCAAGCUCCACAUGCCCAGCACACUGAGGGCAUCUGCACGUCACUCUGUCAACCAAAGACGGUUUUCCCCUUCAGUGGCCCAGCUGACCAUGGACAGACAACUCCGUGUGACUAGCAAGUACUAUAUCCUCAUUCAGAAACGUUCAAAUGGUCGUUUGUAAAUUUAUUUGGAAUUCAGUGCAUUUUCUCCCAGUUCAAAUGUCAUAGAUGGUGGGUAGCCAUGCACCCACACAUAACCGAACACACGACCUUCUUUAACUUAACAAAGUGUUCCAGUGGUGCGAGCGAACUACUGUCAUUUAGCUUUGGUUUUGCUUUUUAACGUAUAAGAUGAUGUGUGAAUUCCAGGUUAGAUCGCCGAGAACCUGGCAUUGCUGUGCCGGCCCUCACAGACCACCCACAGGGGCCAGAGCCGCAGCAGGGCCACGUGCCCCACUUUACCUUGUCCGUGCCUUCCCCUCCUGUGGCUGUGGGAGUGAGUUUCAAGUACCUGAGCAGUCGGGUCGCUGGGAGAUGAGCCUGUUGGGGUGGCCGUUCAGAUUUUGAAAAUGCCGUGUGUUGGGGAGUGCCUGUGUCUGGAAGAUUCAUUCACUCUUAGCACCAUGUUCUCAACCUCUACGCUGAAUUGAGAAAUUACUCAUCUGUAUCUUUAUUAAGCUUUAAAACUUAUGUGCAUUUGGUGCCAACAUUUUUCCAGAGCUCUAAAACAAACCCGUACUCACAUCACAGUGCGAUCUGAUAGGAACAUUGUGUCAUUUUUACGAGGCAGCGUUGGAUUACAGUUGAAUUAAACGUAGUGAUCAGCGCUCGAG